This is a messenger RNA of Lachancea meyersii CBS 8951, 1161 nucleotides long. Lineage: Eukaryota; Fungi; Ascomycota; Saccharomycetes; Saccharomycetales; Saccharomycetaceae. The record is from the annotation of a GenBank genome assembly.
AUGGAGUUCUAUUCAAACAUUUCAACUUCUUCUCCUGCCUUGGCAUCAUCGCUAUACCCAACAAUCUUUGAAAUUCUCUCUUCGGAUGAAAUCGACGAGCUUCUCGCGCCCUCUGUUCGAUACAUUGUAGCCAAUCUAGUGGCUCGAAAGCCUAACAGGUACACUUUGGCGAUCAACAACUGGUUUGACGAGUGGUUUUUGCUAGCUACAAAACUGGCUAUAGAAUCGCGGUAUCUAAGUCGGUGGGAUGGCACAUUCAUAGAAAACUUCUACGGACUGAAGCGCAUAAACGUCUCAGAUAGCGUGCUGCUUCGCACUUUACAGAAGACCCCUGAUUUGGAGCUUCCACUGCGAUUGACGAAUAAACAGCGAUCCGCAGUCUUAUUUCAAAAGGUUCUCGUACCUUAUCUCGGUACGAAGCUCGAUGUGGCGCAUUCAAAGCUUUUUGCAAGCGCUUUAGUGCGAGACCCGCAACAUAACACUAAUGGAACGCUCCCUAAGAUACGGAAAGGUCUGCGAAACGCCUUUGUCAAGUACUAUCCAUUGCUGAAAAAGCUUGUUUUUCUCCUAAAUCUGGCAGCGAAGCUGUAUUUUCUUUCGGGUAAAACAGGAGCUACAUCUUUGGUCGACCUCUUUAUGCACGUCAGCUAUGCACGUUUAUCGACAUCCGACUACGAACGGAAUGAAACAAAAGACCCAUCGCAAGCAAGUGGACGCCAAUCGAGACGUGUUAGGUUGAACAAAACCGCUUUUCUCUACCUCCUUAGGAUGUGGGGCUCCAAACUCGGUUCAGUCGUGAAAAACGUGGCAUCACAGGUCUUUCCAGCCUUCAUAUUCAUGCUACGCGUGUUCCAAUGGUGGACGUCACAAGACCUAACGAACGAGCUGCAAAGAAAUAUCGAUAACAUUGACGAAGAUGUUCCGCCUCCACCAAUUCCGUUUGAGAGAAACAUCAAUGGUAAAUGUAGAAUCUGUGAUACGGUUAUCACCAAUCCAGCGGCAAUUGAAACAGGCUAUGUCUUCUGCUACCCCUGUAUAAUGAGCUACCUGCCGAUGCAUGAGGGGACAUGUCCCGUAACGGGCAGCAAAUUGCUAGGGUGUAAGUAUGACAAAGAAUCUGGGGACUGGUCUAUUACGGGUGUUAGAAAACUUAUGGUAUAG